UACAUGUCUUUAUCUGAAAGAAAUUACUCAUGAAUGAAACAAUUCUGUCAAUUGUUUAUGAUUCCCACUUAGAAAACAAGUUGUAAGACUCGAAUCGGUUGCUUCAAAGUGUCUAACUUGCUACCAAGAUUGAUGUUGUAUGGGGCUGCUUGGCUUUUUUUUCACUUUUUUGCAUUGGCUUACACUUUGGCAGUAUUUCGUGUGCACAUUAUUAUAAUUCUGACCAUGACAAUACUAUCAUGAUGACUAAGAAAAAGUAGUUAAUUUAUCACCCAUAAUAAAAUACUCACUACCGUCAUCUAAUUUGUUUGAGUUCCCAUGUCUUGUGGUUUUCCCUUUAUUAAUUUUAUUUAUAUCUGUAGCUGUGCCUCCUUUUCAGAAAUGUACCUGUUUAGUGCUUCAGAUGUUGAUGAGGAAACAGUCUGUGUCUGAACUAGGGAUAAAAAAAGUCUUCAGUGACAUUUCUUAAAAUUAUUGUUAAUGUGGUGCUUGCUUUCUAGAAUAAGUUCUCAAAAUUGACUUCUAGCUGGCCCCAGAAGUUUCAUAAUCCAUGAACCAUGUUACCUUGGUAGGUCCAGUGGAAAUCUGCCUUAUCUGCUGCAAUUACUUGCCUUACUCUAUUUUGCUUUUAAUUUUCUCCCUGGAGGCGGAAUCUGGUGGCGUAUCUAGUGGAAGAAACAGUGUUAAGCUGGCAAUGUAGCAGCUAAUAUAUGUUAAACUGUAUGUUAAACCAGACUUGAUCCUAGACCCUCCUAUUGAAGAACUGUAAAUUGUUAUUUUAUACUAGACUUUAGUGAGUCAAAAAGUUAAUCUAUUGUUGAAGUUUAUGAUUUGGAGUAGCAAAAAGUUAAUCUGUUAUUAUAGUUAAUGAUGAACUCCUGGGACCCAACUCAAAAUGCUAGUGCCAGCUCCAAUGCUCCACAUGUGCACAAAAAAGGGUGUUCCUUUAAUAGCAUGCUUUGGGAAAAAGCAAAUACCUUGCCUAAUUACUUUGCUAAAUAUGAAAAAAUUUAGAGUACAAGAAAGAAAAGAAGCAAUAUGAUUCUAAACUUAUGACGUGAUAUCAAUCAAUGUGGAUUUACCGGUGGGCUUUUCUGUUGCUUAUUUUCCUUCAUUUCUAUUUGUUAUGAAAUAUGAAGUACUAUUAUCAUGCUAGCACUAUAUACUGCCCAGCAAAAUUUACCCAUUGGGCUGUAAUUGUUCCCAGAGAUUGAUUCACUUUUGUGCCACAUAGGUCUUGAAUGAGUUCACCCAUGGCAACCAAGAAAAAGUAAGCAAGAUGGAGUUCAAAGAAGUUCUCUCAGACAUUCUUUUGGGCAUGGCUGCUGGACUAAAGCGAGACCCUAUUGUUAUACUCCGCAUGGAAGGGGAAGAUCUACUUGAGUUUGUGAAUGGUCCAAGUUAUGAAGCAGAAAUGGCAUCCAUUUUCUCUCAGAUUGAGUCCCCUAGUGGAUCACUUCGUGACCAUGUAAUUGAAGCUUUUGGGAGACUCACUGUUGAUCAUGGAAUUCCUCCCACGUCAGAUUCUUGGGUUUUCAACAACAUUGUGGAUCCAGCUCUAUCUCAAGCUGGGCCUGCUUUGGACAAAACUGCUUCUCAGGAGACAUUUUUGGAAGAAUUUAAGAGAGUGGCAUUCAGUGUGGCUGAUUUUCUUAAAGAGAAACCUGUCAUUGUUGCCCACAGCGAAAACACAUUUGAUGGACGAGGCGUUAAGAGAUUUUUAUCCAACAAGUUUGAACUAGAAAGGACAUUGAACUUGGCUUUAGAGAAUCUGUCAAAAGAUCGCAAUGGAAAAAUAUCAAAGGACAAUCUGCGGGUGGCACUAGAUCUGGUGUCUCCAUCUGCUGGUUUGCCUCCAGUUGGUGCAAUUGAAGAGAUGGAUAAAGUUAUUGUUGAAGCCUUUAAGAUGGUGAAUGCCGAUGACACAAACACGGUUACAGAAGAAGAAUUCAAGAAAAGUUUAACUGAAAUAUUGGGGGGUAUCAUGUUGAAGUUAGAGGGCAAUCCCAUAUCUGUUUCUUCAAACUCAGUCGUGCAUGAGCCUUUAGGCUCAUCUUCUACACUCUUGCAGCCAUCUUCUGGUGAGACAGCAUAGUUGUCUCAAGUUUAUCACCAGUCAAGAAACUAAGUUCAAUCAUUUUUCUCAUUGAUGCAAAUUGUUACUGGGCAUAGUCUCUUUUUAAGAGUCACUUUGUAUGCUGUAUUAUUUAUGGAUAUGAAAAUGAUAGAAUUUCAUGAAAAAAAACGAAACCUCUCAAUUAUCCUUUGCCGGGCGUGUUUAUCACUUCAGUUGUAAUGUAGAUAAACGUCUUGUUGGCCAUUGAUGGCAAAAUAACAUGACAUGUAUUUUUCAAAGUAGUCUAUCAAACCAGUAGUUGAAAGAUUAUUGGAUGAAUAGAAUUAAGGAAUAGUUGUAAAUAAAAAAUAAUAUGAAUUAUAUUUCUAAAUAAAGUAAUGUAUUACUCC
Molecule: messenger RNA, 2466 nt
Organism: Vigna angularis (adzuki bean)
Lineage: Eukaryota; Viridiplantae; Streptophyta; Magnoliopsida; Fabales; Fabaceae
Exons: 5
Coding region: 1280-2095 (271 amino acids)
Molecular function (GO): calcium ion binding
Source: RefSeq, a predicted model, not a curated record